CCCCACCCCACCACCGGCACACACACGCACAGACUCUGGCUGGAGCCGCCCUUGGUGUCAGUGGCCCGGCUCCCGCGUCCGCGCCGGCUGUCGUGCAUCCUCAGCACCUGUCGGUCGGUGUGUCCGGUAGCCGGUGCCCCUGACUCCGUCGGGGCCAGGGAAGGCCAUGGUUUCCCUGCCCGGGCCCCCUGCGACCAACUUGCUGCGGUUUUUGUUCCUGGGGCUGAGUACCCUCGCAUCCUCCUCGCGGGCCCAGCUGGACCUGCACGUGCCCGCCAGCCUCACUCGGUUGCAGGCGGUAGAGAGCCGGGAAGUGGUGCUCCCGGCGUGGUACACCCUGCGAGAGGAGGGGUCUUCUGCCCAGCCGUGGGAGAUGCCCACCGUGAUGUGGUACUUGGUACACAACGGGAAGGAGUCGGAACAGGUGUUGGCGUACAUCAGUGGGACCCUGUCAAGCAAACCUGGAGCAUCCCUGGUCUACCCCAUGCCCUCCCGGAAUGUGUCCCUGCGGCUGCAGGGCCUCCAGGAGAAAGAUUCUGGGUCCUACCUCUGUUCUGUGAACGUGCAUGACAGUCAAGGCAAAAAUAGGGGCCAUGGCAGCAAAAGUUUAGAACUCGAUGUGCUGGUUCCUCCAGAUACUCCAUCCUGCCGUCUCCUGGGCGUGCCCCGUGUGGGGACCAACGUGACCCUGAGCUGCCGGUCCCCAAGGAGUAAGCCCGCUGCCCAAUACCAGUGGGAGCGGCCACCUCCAUCCCCUCAGGUUUUCUUUGCACCAGUUUUAGAUGCCAACCGUGGGUCUUUAAACCUCACAAACCUUUCCACUUCCAUGUCCGGAGUAUACAUCUGCAGGGCCCAAAAUAAGGUGGGCAUUGCCCAGUGCAAUGUGACCCUGGAAGUGAGCACAGGGCCUGGGACUGCAGUGGUGGCUGGAGCUGUUGUGGGAACCCUGGUUGGAUUGGGGCUGCUGGCUGGGCUGGUCCUCUUGUACCAACGCCGGGGCAAGGCCCUAGAGGAGGCAGCCAAUGAUAUCAAGGAGGAUGCCAUUGCUCCUCGGACCCUGCCCUGGCCCAAGGGCUCAGACACAAUCUCCAAGAAUGGGACCCUUUCCUCUGUCACCUCAGCACGAGCCCUCCGGCCACCCCAAGGCCCUCCCAGGCCUGGUGCACUGACCCCCACACCCAGCCUCGCCAGUCAGGUCCUGCCCUCACCAAGGCUGCCCAGGACAGAUGGGGCCCACCCCCAGCCAACAUCCCCCAGCCCUGGGGGGGUCUCUUCCUCUACUCUGAGCCGAAUAGGUGCUGUCCCCGUGAUGGUGCCUGCCCAGAGUCAGGCUGGGUCUCUGGUGUGAUGGCCUAGCCACCCAUUAGCUAAGCCAUCUGGUUUCUCUCCUUCUUAUAGGGGUCACCCCUAGCACAGAGGCCUGAGGCUUGGGAGGGUGGCCAUCUUCCAGACCUCCAGUCCUCUGUCCCCACCUUUCUUUACUAUGGGAAAACUGAGUUUCAGUUAAGACCCAAACUUCCAAGAGGAAGAAGGAGAAGAAGAAGUGGACCUGGGAUUAAGUAGAGCCUUCACCCCCU
Molecule: messenger RNA, 1577 nt
Organism: Ceratotherium simum simum (southern white rhinoceros)
Lineage: Eukaryota; Metazoa; Chordata; Mammalia; Perissodactyla; Rhinocerotidae
Gene: ESAM
Product: endothelial cell adhesion molecule
Biological process (GO): homophilic cell-cell adhesion
Cellular component (GO): plasma membrane; adherens junction
Molecular function (GO): cell-cell adhesion mediator activity
Source: RefSeq, a predicted model, not a curated record